CGUAAAUAAUAUUAUACUGAAAUAGAACCAAAAUAAGCCCAAUUCGACUUUUAUCUUACCAGAUCGCCAUAUUUUUGAUGGUAUCCAGUUUUUACAUAAUUUGGUUACUUCUACAUACACACGCUGGCUAUUUUCUAGCAGAUGAAGAGAAAUAUAUUGACUUCCCAGAAAAGUUAAUAUUUAAAAGAGAGGUGAUAACUACAUCGCAAGAUAAUUUGUUAAUGACACAGGAUAUUAAAAUGUCUCAUAAGAGGGAAGAUAAAAAAGACGCUGAAAACAGAUCUACUAAAACAGUACCUACUACAACGAAGAGUACGGAACCCCGAUGGGACCAGUGGACUCAGUGGUCGCCUUGUAGUGUCAGCUGUGGAAGAGGUAGAAAUAUUCGAUGGAGAAAUUGUCGAGAAAAUUGUCGUGAAGCUGAAACAGAAAUGGAAGAGAAACGUUGUCAAAUGCCUGCUUGUCCUCAAAAAUUGUUCGGCUUGAUCAAAUUAUGAUACCGUAAUCAUUAUUAAAGAUUAAAAAUUUAUUGGGUACAUGUGCAAUUUUUUAUGUCCUAAAGAAGUAUCCUACAAUAAUUUAGAAAUAAAGAUAUAAAUAUUUUAAA
Molecule: messenger RNA, 607 nt
Organism: Diabrotica virgifera virgifera (western corn rootworm)
Lineage: Eukaryota; Metazoa; Arthropoda; Insecta; Coleoptera; Chrysomelidae
Product: isthmin-like
Exons: 3
Coding region: 78-497 (139 amino acids)
Source: RefSeq, a predicted model, not a curated record